Messenger RNA from Sitophilus oryzae (rice weevil), 2318 nucleotides. Its product is annotated as rab GTPase-binding effector protein 1-like. Bases 216 to 2129 code for a protein of 637 amino acids. Gene Ontology annotation, biological process: endocytosis. The transcript is spliced from 13 exons. Gene Ontology annotation, cellular component: intracellular membrane-bounded organelle. NCBI's taxonomy places the organism in Eukaryota, Metazoa, Arthropoda, Insecta, Coleoptera, Curculionidae. Gene Ontology annotation, molecular function: metal ion binding; GTPase activator activity. The record is from RefSeq and is a predicted model, not a curated record.
CUGUUUGACAAUGAUGAUUGUCAACUAUGAUUGUCAAAUAUAAAUUUUCUAGGUUACAGUAGAAAAAUAAACUAGCCAUUUCUUGAUUUUUUAUACCAAGAAUUAAGAAUUACAUACGACUUUAUUAAGGAUUACUAAUUCGCAUAAUGCUAUACUUAUUUAGUAGUUAUGCGACAUAAAUAUUAUUAAGGGCAACAAAAUAUUCAUCAAAACAAAUGGAGAACGGGAAGAAUUUUCAGCUUGAUGAAGACCAGCAUGAACAGCUGAAUUAUUUGGAAAUGGAGAAGAAAAAAAUGACUGAUGAAUUUAAUAGUCAAAGGGCAAAGAUGAAGGAAUUAUUUUUACAAAAAGAAGGGGAAUUAUUGAAGAAAAUUGAAGAAAAUAACAUUUUAGUUGAUCAGAUUACAAAACUGAAAAAUGAAUUAGAUGAUACAAAGAGUCAGCUUGUUGUAGAUAGCAUCAGGUUGGAAUCUGAUUUUGAAGUGGAAAAAAGAAAAGCGGAAGAAGAAAUUGCAUCCUUACAAAGGCUUGUUCAUGAAACUAUAGAAGAAUCGAGUUCUACUAGAAGUUUAUAUGAUCAAGAGCUUACUAAGUUACAGUCAUAUAUUCAGUAUUUACAAAAAGAGAUUGAACAUUUAAAAAUAGAAAAUAGUCAGUAUCAGCAACAAAAUACAAAUCAGGAACACAGUUUAGCUCCAAGUGUAGUAAUAAAUGCUUGUAAAGGAUUUGCAAAGAAACUAGGUGCAGAUGCAUUUGGUUCUUCAGAUGAGAAGAAUACUGAAAAAACCCAAGAAGAUGUGGAAUUAUUAAGAUCAUUGGUUGAACCUUUAGAAGAUCAAAUAAAAGCUCUUAAAGAAAAACUUAGAGCAACUGACGAGCAAUUACAAAAAUGUAAAGAAUGUAGUCAUUUAAUAAUGGAACCUGGUAGAAGUACCGUUCAAACAUCAGAAAGGAUGAUCUUACAUAAUACUUCCACUAACACAUCUUUUGAUAUGCAAAAGAGUGAUAAUUUAAUAUGUGAUAUGUGCAGUAAUUAUGAAACUCAAUUGGUUAAAGAGCAACAAAAUGUAGCAGAGCUAAAAAAUAAAUUACAAAAAGCUGAAAAGGCGGCAGAAAGGCACAAAGAGGAGUUAAUAAAAGAGAUUGGUUUUAGAAAAGAAAUGGAAGAGAAGUGGAGUGAAAAACGAGAAGAACAUAAACAGCAAGUUGCAGAACUGACAAAAAUCACAGAUUGCACUGAACAAGACUUGAAAGAACUGAAGCAGUAUUUUAAUGAGGCAACUAAGGAAAUAAAAACUGAACUCUCAAAAUUAACCAAAGAAAGGGAAAGAAUAUAUCAAGAAUUAGACAAGUUACAAAAAGAAAAUGAGCAUUUAGUAGGGAAAUAUACAAUUCAUUCUCAACAAUUACAAAGUGAAGUUAUAAAUUUACCAAAUACUGUUGAAGAACUUCAUGAAUUGGUACUUAAGAAUCACCAAGAUCUGAUAAUAGCAAAAAUAGGCAAAGAACAAGCAGAAGAAAAGGUAAACAAUUUAGAAUCGAGCUUUUUACUCCUUCGAGAUCAAAUGGAACUUAACAUCCAGGAAAGACAGGCAAUAGAACAUUCUUUAGAGCAAGAGAUUAAGAACUUAAGUAGACAUGCUGAUAAACUGGAGAGAGAACGACGAGAAUUUGUGGCUAAAAACGUAGAUGUAACAGAAAAUGAAGGAAAAAUUAUGGAACUCGAAACUCGUAUUAAAGAACUGGAAAGUGAGAAGGGAGAGUUAAAAACAAGAGUAUAUUCCUUACAACAAGAGCUUCAGACCACUGAAACGGUGCAAAGAGAUUUUGUCAGAUUGUCGCAAAGUUUACAGGUUCAACUUGAGAAAAUUCGGGAAGAAUCGGAUACUCAAGUAAGGUGGCAACACGAAGAGGAUGUAGACGAAUGUCCGAACUGUCGAAAUCAGUUCUCCACUUCCAAAAAGAAGCAGCACUGUAAACAUUGCGGACAGAUUUUUUGUCAGAAUUGUCUUACGCGAUCUGUGCAAUCAGGCCCUAAUUUAAGGCCAUCCAAAGUCUGUGAUGUAUGUCACACAAUGCUAGUCAAAAGUUCAGCUCCUUAUUUUAGUAAAGAACCUCCUAUGACUUGAAUAUGUACACCGUUAAAAUAGAUAUCUUGUUAUUCCUUGUAAAAAGUAUAUGAAAGAAACAAACAUUAAAACAUUUCUUAAUGGUUUAUUUUUUGUUGUCGAAUUCAGGUAAAAUAUAAAAUAACUGUUUUAAAUAAAUAUAUAUUAAAAAUACAUCUUAUCUUAAAAAAUUAAAAAUCAAUAAAUAUU